This is a messenger RNA of Trichomonas vaginalis G3, 492 nucleotides long. RefSeq lists its product as uncharacterized. The transcript has a single exon. NCBI's taxonomy places the organism in Eukaryota, Parabasalia, Trichomonadida, Trichomonadidae. The coding region runs from base 1 to 492 and encodes 163 amino acids. The record is from RefSeq and is a predicted model, not a curated record.
AUGAGUGAUGAGAAUUUAUGGAAAUAUGAUAAGCUUUUCGCGAUUAUGAGAGGGUAUAUAAAUGAAAAGCAAGCAAAUGGUGAUAACGAAACGAAUGAUCAAAUUGGGCGAAUUGCAGCAUUGAUUUUUGAAAUUGAACAAGAAUUUCUUCCAAACAAAAAGAAAGAUUUGACACGUGAUCAGAGGCAUAUAAUCACUAUGUACUGUCCAAGACACUCAAGGGAAAAUGAACAAAAAAGAAAAGAUAAUUAUAUAGGAGAUACAAAUUAUAAAGAACUUGAAUCAUAUAAAUUGAUUUUAGAAUUGAACAAUAACAAAGUACCUCAAGACACUUUUAUAAGAAAAUUAAUAGAAUUAAUGAAAGAAACUGAUAAUCUUGAUAUUCCAAGGGAAGCGAAAAGAUCAAAAGAAGCCCAUUAUAAAUUUCUUAAUGAACACAUUGAUAUUCUUCGUGAACUUAUUGAAAACGGUUUGAAAUUUGAAUACAAUUAA